CAGCCCGGCCCCCGCCCGUGCAGCCACCGUGCCCGCGAGCGGGAGCCGUGUCGCCGCCGCCGCCCGAGCGCCGCUGAGCGCACGCAGAGCCCGCCGCCGCCAUGGCCACCACGGUGACCUGCACCCGCUUCACCGACGAGUACCAGCUCUACGAGGACAUUGGCAAGGGGGCUUUCUCCGUGGUCCGCCGCUGCGUCAAGCUCUGUACUGGCCAUGAAUACGCUGCCAAGAUCAUCAACACCAAGAAGCUGUCGGCCAGAGAUCACCAGAAGCUGGAGAGAGAGGCCCGGAUCUGCCGCCUGCUGAAGCACUCCAACAUCGUGCGUCUACACGACAGCAUCUCUGAGGAGGGCUUCCACUACCUGGUCUUCGAUCUGGUAACUGGAGGGGAGCUGUUCGAGGACAUCGUGGCAAGAGAGUACUACAGCGAGGCUGAUGCCAGUCAUUGCAUCCAGCAGAUCCUGGAGGCCGUACUCCAUUGCCACCAAAUGGGGGUCGUCCACAGAGACCUCAAGCCCGAGAACCUGCUCCUGGCCAGCAAGUGCAAAGGGGCCGCAGUGAAGCUGGCAGACUUCGGGCUAGCCAUUGAGGUGCAGGGGGACCAGCAGGCGUGGUUCGGCUUUGCUGGCACGCCAGGCUACCUGUCCCCGGAGGUCCUGCGCAAGGAGGCGUAUGGCAAGCCCGUGGACAUCUGGGCGUGUGGGGUGAUCCUGUACAUCCUGCUGGUGGGCUACCCUCCCUUCUGGGAUGAGGACCAACACAAGCUCUACCAGCAGAUCAAGGCCGGGGCCUACGACUUCCCGUCCCCUGAGUGGGACACCGUCACUCCUGAAGCCAAAAACCUCAUCAACCAGAUGCUGACAAUCAACCCUGCCAAGCGCAUCACGGCCCACGAGGCCCUGAAGCACCCGUGGGUCUGUCAACGCUCCACUGUGGCCUCCAUGAUGCACAGACAGGAGACUGUGGAGUGUCUGAAGAAGUUCAAUGCCAGGAGGAAGCUCAAGGGUGCCAUCCUCACCACCAUGCUGGCCACACGGAAUUUCUCAGUGGGCAGACAGACCACCGCUCCAGCCACAAUGUCCACCGCGGCCUCCGGCACCACCAUGGGGCUGGUGGAACAAGCCAAGAGUUUGCUCAACAAGAAGGCAGAUGGAGUCAAGCCCCAGACAAACAGCACCAAAAACAGUUCGGCCAUCACCAGCCCCAAAGGGACGCUCCCUCCUGCCGCCCUGGAGCCUCAAACCACCGUUAUCCAUAACCCAGUGGACGGGAUUAAGGAGUCGUCUGACAGUACCAACACGACCAUGGAGGACGAGGACGCUAAAGCCCCUUGCGGCCCCGAUAUCCUGAGCUCAGGGAGGAGGGGCUCGGGAGCUCCAGAAGCGAGGGCCCCGUCCGUGCCAUCUCUGGCACCCCUUACCCCUGUUUCUGCCCCAGCCCCCAGGAUCUCUGAUAUCCUGAGCUCAGGGAGGAGGGGCUCGGGAACCCCAGAAGCUGAGGGCCCCCCGCCCUGCCUGUCUCCAGGUCUCCUAGGCCCCCUGACCGCCCCGUCCCCCAGGAUAUCUGACAUCCUCAACUCAGUGAGGAGGGGCUCAGGGACCCGAGAAGCUGAGGGCCCCCUGCCAGUGGGACCCCUACCCUGCCCAUCUCCGACUCUCCCUGGCCCCCUGCCCGCCGUGUCCCGGAAGCAGGAGAUCAUCAAGACCACAGAACAGCUCAUUGAGGCCGUCAACAACGGCGACUUCGAGGCCUACGCGAAAAUCUGUGACCCUGGCCUCACCUCCUUUGAGCCCGAAGCUUUGGGCAACCUGGUUGAAGGCAUGGACUUCCACAGAUUCUACUUCGAGAACCUGCUGGCCAAGAACAGCAAGCCGAUCCACACGACCAUCCUGAACCCCCACGUGCACGUCAUCGGCGAGGACGCGGCCUGCAUUGCCUACAUCCGCCUCACACAGUACAUCGACGGCCAGGGCCGGCCCCGCACCAGCCAGUCCGAGGAGACACGGGUGUGGCACCGCCGAGAGGGCAAGUGGCAGAACGUGCACUUCCACUGCUCGGGCGCGCCCGUGGCCCCGCUGCAGUGAGAGCGGAGCCUGGUCUCGGCGGACAGAGUCGGUGUCUGCAGCCUGGCCACCUUGGCCUCGGCCUGCCUGUCGCAUGUUUGUGUCGCCUGGUCCCCUCCCCCGGUGCCUGUGUCUGCAGAAAAACAAGACCAGAUGUGAUUUGUUAAAAAAAAAAAAAAAAAAAGGAUGAAGACAACGACAACCCC
Molecule: messenger RNA, 2269 nt
Organism: Heterocephalus glaber (naked mole-rat)
Lineage: Eukaryota; Metazoa; Chordata; Mammalia; Rodentia; Bathyergidae
Gene: Camk2b
Product: calcium/calmodulin dependent protein kinase II beta
Biological process (GO): protein phosphorylation
Molecular function (GO): calcium/calmodulin-dependent protein kinase activity; calmodulin binding; ATP binding
Source: RefSeq, a predicted model, not a curated record